UUCUUUCAUUUCGUCGCGCGCCUAUCAGGCGAUGCGCAGCUUGCUGUGAUGGUUUUAUUAAACUAUAUUGUAUAUUUCUCAAUUUUAUGAUAUCCAUAUCUUGCAAUAAACCUUAUAGUGCAAAUUAGUUUAAUUUCUGUUUAUGUGUGUUAAAAAUGGCGAAUCAAUCCCAGAAAAUUAUGUACAAGCUUGUACUGACUGGAGGGCCUUGCGGCGGAAAAACCACCGGACAAUCUCGGCUUAGUACAUUCUUCGAAAACUUGGGAUGGAAGGUGUUCCGGGUGCCGGAAACGGCUACCGUCCUCUUAAGUGGAGGUGUAAAGUUUGCAGACCUCAGUCCAGAAGAAGCUACAAAGUUUCAAGAGAAUCUACUCAAGACAAUGAUUCAGAUUGAAAACACGUUCUUCGAACUGGGGCGAACAUGUCAAAGGAAUUGCCUGAUUAUAUGCGACCGAGGAGCCAUGGACGCAAGUGCAUUUAUUUCUAAGGAGAAAUGGGAGGCCAUGAUGAGCGCGAACAACUGGAAUAGCGUGGAGCUAAGGGACAACAGAUACAAUCAUAUCGUGCAUAUGGUCUCCGCUGCCAACGGUGCCGAGGACUUCUAUUCCACCGAGGAUCACGCAUGCCGUUCUGAAGGCGUGGAACUUGCCCGGGAGCUGGAUUACAACGCCGCGGCCGCCUGGAUCGGCCACCCCUACUUCGACGUCAUAGACAACUCGACGGACUUCGACAAGAAGAUGAACCGCCUUCUAGCUUGCGUGUGCCACAGGAUCGGCAUCGACACGGGCGACCGUCUCAACGUCAACUCCAAAAAGCGCAAGUUCCUCGUCAAGCCACCCAUGCUACCAGACGCGGAAUUCCCGCCGUUCCAGGACUUCGACGUCGUACACAACUACUUGCAGAGCGACUUCCGCAAAGCCCAAGUCAGGCUGCGGAAACGCGGUCAGAAAGGCCACUGGUCUUACAUCCACACUAUGCGGAAGUUCCACCCAACGGGGCAGUCGGUGGAAGUGCGUACGCAGUUGACGCACCGCGACUACCUCAACAUGUUGCCGCAACGCGACGACGCGCACUUCACGAUAUUCAAGAAGCGACGCUGCUUCAUAUACAACAAUCAGUACUACCAGUUGGACAUUUAUAGGCAACCCACGCAUCCAAGGUGCCGCGGAUUGAUCUUACUUGAAACGUAUAGCGCUCACGACCAAGACGCACUUCUUGCCACUCUACCAAAGUUCCUCACGAUAGAAAAGGAGGUGACGGGAGACCCCGCUUAUUCCAUGUACAAUUUGUCCUUGAAAGAAGAUUGGAAGACUUCGAACAAGUACUACACCGGCGCAGAUGAUUGGCAACAUAAACGCUUAACAAAUGGCCACAGUGCAGACAAGGCGAACGGCCACGCUAGUAAAAUAAAUGGUCACGCUGAGAAACUGAACGGGCAUGACGCUUACAGAAUGUACGGACAAGGAGGGGUCAAGCAUAAUGGACACGCCUGCAGUAAGACCCAUGCCCAAGCCGGAGACAAAGUCAAUGGUUAUAGCAAAAUGAACGGCCACCACCGAACGAGUGGCCACGAGACACUCAACGGCGAUGUACAUGACACCGAACUAAGUGAUUACAAGAACACAAACGGUGUGACACCAAAGAUUCCCAAAAAGGAUGCUGUGAAAGUAUAGUUUUUUUUUUUUCGAACAUGCUACUUUUUUUUUUCUUUAAGGAAAUUAUCAUUACAUAGAAUGUAGUACGCGGUCUCUGUCUUAUUGAAAUCCUCAAUAGAGAAUAAAAAACUGGAACCUCAUUCUCGAUGACAUUGAAAUCUUCUAUGCAAUAAGUUUUGUGGCUUCCAUUUGUGCAAAUUUAGCAGUUGUCAUUAAAUCUUAACUGCGCGAGAAAUCAAAGAGCAAUACAUUUUGACACAUCUUUAUAAAAGCACUGCCAAUGAUUACGUCAUAAUUUGUGCUCAAGAGUGUGUUAGGAUUUAAAUGUCAUAGAUAAUCGGGUAUCCGAAAGUACUUUGAACUUUUCACCGAUAAAUAGAGAUAUGCAUCUAGAUACUUAGCCGCAAUUUAAAUGUUCGUAUACUUUAGAAUUUAAUAAACCAUCUAUAUUAGAACCUACAAUCUACUCUGAAAGGAAGGAUAAAUCCAAUUAUAUUCUUUUCUGAUGUUUUCUAGGUUUUUUUUUUUUAAUUUGGAAGAGUUUACCGUCUAUUUGGUUUAAUUUUUAUACUAUUAUAACAUAAAAUUCAAAAGACAAAAAUAAACGAAAUAUUUCAUUUACAAUUUAGAAGAUUUUGUUAAUUGCGGUUUAUAUCAUAGAUGAUUAUGUUAUGAUAACUUAUGUCACUUGAUUAAGCUUCUAAGAAACACAGCGAUCGCAAAUCUGAAACUUGUUUUAUAUUCCAAUGCGAAGCCCGGAUUAAUCAGUUUGUGUAUUAUAAAAAUACAUUUUAUAACAUUUCAAUAUACACCAAAUCUUAAAAUAUACAUAUUAUAUCUUUAGUCUAAGUACUUAAAAUGAAAUCGAAAUAUGAUAUCGCAAGUUAAAACGAUCUUUAUGUAAAUUCCUACAUAAUAAUAUUAAUAUGUAUUUAUUCAUAUGCCAAAUAAAGCAACUAUUUUUAUAGUAUUUCUUAACUACAAAAUAUUUUCAUAUUGAUAACGCGUCAAUAAAACAUUGCCCAUUUAAUGAAAGGUUUCAUUAUUUAUUAAAAGGGAUAAUUAAUUAAUAAAUAAUUUAAUAUUGUUUGUGCCUUUUACAUGAUCAUACAGUAUUGUGUCUUUAAAUACAUUUCGCAUGACAUAUAUAUGUUGUACUUAAUAACACUGUGAAAUACGUUAUGCAGUAAUAGUACUGUCGAAUACGUAUUAUUGCAGUGGUAGUAAUAAUUAAAAUAUAGUUCAAAUAAACUACAUUUAGAUCAUUUCAUUGUUAAAAGAAAAGAUAGUUUUACAUUAUUGGAUUUGGAGGUAUGCAUAUGUAAAAAGUGCAUUGUUAUUAUUUAUAAUGUAACCCAUUCGUAUAAUGUAACAUACAGACUAUAUAUUGCAUAGCUUUCAAUCCAGUUGUAAAAUUUAAUCUUUAUGCAAAAACUAAUAGUUUUUCAAUACAUUUGCUUGUAGAAACUCUUUUUUUUUUUCACAGUUGUCAAACAUCACUUUACGCAUUAUACCUUACGUAAUUGACUAAAAGUCACAACGUACUAAAAGUAUUAAAGUUAAAUAAAAGGUUGAACUUGUCGACCUCCCUGGCGCGGUGUUGAGCAUUGUGGUCUUAUGAGUCGGAGGUCCCGGGUUCUACCAGCGGUAAUUUGUCUGGUCUAGUCGGAGGCUUCGGCCAUGGCUAGAACAACGCUAACGACCAAGACGUGCCGUCAAGCGUUCAAUUUAGCGUUCCGGUACAUUGCUGGUAUGGAUUAAAUAUGCCGUGACCCUAAAAAUUAGACCGCCUACCAUGUAAGCGGGAUUGGUCUACCAUCUGGUGAGGUUGCAGUAAAGGGAUAACUUGUAGAGUAAAAGAAGAACCUACUCUUUUUAUUUAAUCAUAUUUUACAUUACAAAGUUACGAUAUGAUUGUUUACAUUAAAGGCAGGUAAAAAUGAUAGAAAUUUAAUUAAUAGGUAAUGGAAAACUGCAAUCAAAAUAUCACCGCAGUCUGCCUACAAUGCCUUAUUAUUAGUUUUCCUAUAAGCCUUUCAAAAAAAUACCUUAGGUUUAAUUUCUGUAGCUUUUACUUGCAAAUGUAUUGAAAAAUGUUAUAUCAUACACAUGGCAUUGAUAAUUAAAAUCUCGUCCCUAUAACAACUGGGCACUACUUUAAUUAUCAAUUUGCUACUAUAUUAUUAUACGUGAAAUUUUAGAAGUCUCGGUGUUGUGAUUUCACUGUUAUUCCGAAUCUUAAAUUUUUAAGAUAAUAAAAUUUGAAUGUGCAAGUGUAAGCUUUGUAUUUUGAACUAUAUGGAGCAAUAGGGAAUAUGCGUGUGGUUUAAAUAUAAAUAAGGCGCAAUUUAUUUUUCUUAAUCAUUAUCGCCUGUAAAUCAUUUAUUUUUAAGAAACUGCAAAGAUACGCUGGAUUAAAAAAAAUACAAAACACUCAUUGGUUAUUAUAGGAAUGUGACAAUCAAAAUAUAUAUAAUAAAAAACAGUUAUUAUAGCCUAUCAGUUAGAUAUUACCGUUAGAUAUUGGUGUUGACAGUCAAAUCCUGAGCCAAGAUGAAAUGAGAAUGGAGUGUCAUGCAUUUUUUGAUUUAUUAUAUGAAAUAGGUACAUUUUUAUUUGCUUAUGGUGAUGUAAACAAUGAAUUAGAAAUAUAUAAAAUAAAUACAUGCAUAUACCCUAUUGGAGAAUUUAGUAUCGCAAGUAAAUUUAUAACGCCAUCUAGUGGCCUUUUAAAAAAUUGCAUCCUAGCGAAGCACACAUCAGUAGCAAAAUUGUAUAGUAGAAAUGCUAUUUAUUUAUUAUUUUUGAAUUUAAAUAGUACCUUAUGUAGGUAUAAGUGAAAUCUUCAAAUGUAAUUUAUUAAAGUAUUUGUCAUCUCUAGUUUUAUGUAUGUUUGAAACAGAGGGUAACUGUGAUGCAGUAUGGCUUCAAAUAUACCUCUAAGAGUAACAGCAUUGUUAUAAGGCUGUGCUAAUUAAUGUUAUUAGAGCUAGAAAAUGAUGGCAACAUCAAGCCUUCCUUAUAAGGUUGCAUGUGAUAACGAAGUUUUGUUGUACUUAAAAUGUAUUAAGUUUAACGUAAUAAUAUGAACCAUAAUAUUUUCAAAAAAAACACUACUUAAAUGUUUCAUAUUUUUUGGACGUAAAUCUCAAAAUUGCAUGUUUUUACCUUUAGCACUAGUUCCUUGAAUAAAGACAAUGUGCGCCUUAA
This is a messenger RNA of Pararge aegeria (speckled wood butterfly), 4865 nucleotides long. RefSeq names its product TRPL translocation defect protein 14 (gene Ttd14). The transcript has 9 exons. The record is from RefSeq and is a predicted model, not a curated record. Gene Ontology annotation, molecular function: phosphatidylinositol binding; phosphatidic acid binding; GTP binding. The coding region runs from base 156 to 1673 and encodes 505 amino acids. Lineage: Eukaryota; Metazoa; Arthropoda; Insecta; Lepidoptera; Nymphalidae. Gene Ontology annotation, biological process: photoreceptor cell maintenance.